UCUUAAUACAGUUUUCUUAGAGGUUUUGCGGAGUGCACAAGUUUGGAUAGAGGAUAUCCUUCGAGAAGCGAGUAACCGUGCAGCGAGUGAGAUUAUCGGUGUCAAUCGGUGUCCCCCCGUGGAAUUUGGUGCGACAGUUGUUAACGGUGGAAAAAAGUGUUGGACAUUUGAAAUUAUCGAGCAGAUCGAUAAAAGGACACUCUCUUUCGAGGUGCAAAUAGUGUGAACGACAAAAUGAAGUAUAGCAUAGUGUUCGUGGUUGCCCUGUUCGGAGCCGCAAUGGCCCAGGAAAGCUUCAAAUGUCCAGACGACUUCGGUUUCUAUCCACAUCACACAUCCUGCGACAAAUACUGGAAGUGCGACAACAACGUGGCGGAGCUGAAAACUUGCGGAAACGGUCUGGCCUUCGACGCGACGGAUUCCAAAUAUCUGACAGAGAACUGCGAUUACCUGCACAACGUGGACUGCGGUGACCGCACGCAGCUUGAACCGCCAAUCUCUACCCCACACUGCGAUCGUCUUUACGGUAUCUUCGCUGAUCCCGCCAAGUGUGACGUAUUCUGGAACUGCUGGAGCGGCGAAGCCUCUCGCUACCAGUGCUCUCCUGGACUGGCCUACGAUCGCGAAGCUCGCGUCUGCAUGUGGGCCGAUCAGGUCCCAGAGUGCAAAAACGAAGAAGUGGCCAACGGCUUCGCCUGCCCAGCUGCCGGUGAAAUCUCCAACGCCGGAUCCUUCUCGCGACAUGCCCACCCAGAGGACUGCCGUAAAUACUACAUCUGUUUGGAGGGAGUCGCCCGCGAAUACGGAUGCCCGAUCGGCACUGUCUUCAAGAUCGGCGAUGCUGACGGUACCGGAAACUGCGAAGACCCAGAAGAUGUUCCCGGAUGUGAAGAUUACUAUGGUGAUUUGGACUUGAAAAGCAUCCGUAAGAGCGAACUCCUCGCCGGUCUCGCACAGGUCCAGUCGGGUAGUGGCCAACCUGGCAAAUCCACUUUUAAAUCCAACCGCCCAGCUGCAAAGGAAAACUAAACAAUAACACACACACAAAAAUAGAAACAGAAAUGUACUUCUAGAAGACCUAGAGACCUAGACGCUUGGGACAGUAGCGAAGCUAGUAUCUAAGAAGUAUUUUUAAAGCAAUGAAAAGAUCCUCCGACGAACAUUCUGCCCCUUGAUCAGGAGGACCAUAGACUGUUAUUAAAGUAAAGAUUUUAGAUAAGUGAUAGUCAGAGAGGAAUACUCAAAUUUGCAGAAUUUUACACAAACUUUUAAAAAUCUAAAGGAUACUCUUGACUUCUGAAAAAAAAAGUAUUUUCGUAAUUUUACACUCAAGAGUAGUGAGCUUCGCUCGAUCAGAGAGAACACGAUUUUAAUUUAUUUAUUUUCUUUCCUCUUAGUUAAGGAGACGUGAAGCACCGACUCUAAUCUACCUACAAACAGUGUCCCCCACCCGUCCUUCAAUUCCUUGCUCUCCAUAGGGACCACUCAAUUUACUAUGUACACCGACUGAGGAACAUUCCCUCAUAAAACAAGUUUCAACUUUUCUAUGAAAAAGAGAGAUUUCAUUUGUAUGUAAAAAAUUGGACAAUCAAAUGCCUUAUACAACAGAAGAAGAAACCUAAGAAAAGAAAAAUAAAGGAAAAAUCUUAAAAAUCAGUAAA
Messenger RNA from Armigeres subalbatus, 1661 nucleotides. It is a transcript of the gene Gasp, whose product is annotated as protein obstructor-E. NCBI's taxonomy places the organism in Eukaryota, Metazoa, Arthropoda, Insecta, Diptera, Culicidae. The record is from RefSeq and is a predicted model, not a curated record. The coding region runs from base 235 to 1029 and encodes 264 amino acids. The transcript is spliced from 5 exons. Gene Ontology annotation, cellular component: extracellular region. Gene Ontology annotation, molecular function: chitin binding.